This is a messenger RNA of Lactuca saligna, 1394 nucleotides long. NCBI's taxonomy places the organism in Eukaryota, Viridiplantae, Streptophyta, Magnoliopsida, Asterales, Asteraceae. The record is from the annotation of a GenBank genome assembly.
AGAUUAUUUAUCCUUAAUUUCGCUUUCAGAAACAAGAAAUGAAUAGGAUUUUAACUCUAAUCUUGACUAUGUCAAAACCCUGUUUCUUGGAAACUUCCACUGUUGCAAUAAUAAGAGUAUAAGAAGUAACAAAUUGCAUUGUAAAUAUCACCCAACUCGUCUAUAAUAUAUAUCAAUUUUGUAACAAUUUGUUCAAAAAGAUCUUUAGAAUGGGAAGAAACAAUGAAGAAUCUAGAAUCGUCCAAACUCGACCAAAGGAGGAUAUGGUGAAGUCGCUUUUCAAGAAAACAGAAGCCGGGAGACCAAACAGUAUGAUCAUUAAGAGAGCAAACAGAGUAAUACCACCGCAUAUCAUAGCAGAAGCCAUAUCAACCUUGCACGGCGUUGACCUCCGGUGGUCCGGUCCGAUCACCCCCGCAGAAAUGCAAUACGUCGAACAAUACGUCGUCGCGAAAUACCCCGAAUAUUCAAACGCAUUAGUUGAAGGAAAAGACAAAACUGACCUUUACGAGCUUUGCGUGAAAGAAGAACCCCCAACCCCACCGGAGACUUCGCCGGACGAAAAACGGAAAUCUCCACGAGGGGUAUUUCGGGAAACAUUUGGGUCUAACUUUCACGAUCUUGAAAGAAUCCAACUCGAACCAUCAAGAUUACUCGAUAUACUGACGAAAAAGUCGUCGUAUCUCGGAAGCUUCAUUUCGAUACCGGAAAUCCAAGCCCGGAAUAAAGUUUUAAACCACUGUGGGUUGCCGGAAAAUGAGUACCUUGUUCUUUUCACUUCAAGUUACAGAGACGCGAUGAUGUUAGUCGGAGAAAGUUACCCUUUUUUCAGAGGGAAUUUCUACAUGACGAUUAUAGACGAAGAACAUGAUUACAUAAAAGCGUUUGCGGGAUAUAAAGAAUCGAAAGUGAUAUCGGCGCCGGAGACAUGGUUGGAUUUGAGAAUCAAAGGUUCACAACUCAGCCAAUAUUUCAGAAGAAAAAGUAAACAGAGUCCAAAAGGGUUAUUCUCGUAUCCUGCGAAUGUAAAUGGGACACCUUACUCGAUGCAUUGGGUUUCUGAAGCACAUAGAAACACGUGGCAUGUUCUCCUUGAUGCCACGUCAAUGGUUAUGGGUGAAGAUCGGUUGAAUUUAGCACUCCAUAGGCCCGAUUUUGUGCUUUGUAGUCCUCAUAAUACAAAUACAAACACAACCACACAUCCUUCGAAAAUUACAUGUUUACUCGUUAGGAGGAAAUCAUUCGAAUCAUCAUCUGUAGUACAAUAAGUUUAUGAAUUAUGAUAAUAUGAUCAAGUUUAUUGUAAAAUAAAAGUUUAUUAUCAAAAAAGUCGAUAAACUACUAAAUAACAAACAUCAAAAGGAAAUAAUAAGAGUAUUUUGCAUACAUUACAC